Molecule: messenger RNA, 6642 nt
Organism: Plodia interpunctella (Indianmeal moth)
Lineage: Eukaryota; Metazoa; Arthropoda; Insecta; Lepidoptera; Pyralidae
Gene: gem
Product: gemini
Exons: 20
Coding region: 661-2679 (672 amino acids)
Biological process (GO): regulation of transcription by RNA polymerase II
Cellular component (GO): nucleus
Molecular function (GO): RNA polymerase II cis-regulatory region sequence-specific DNA binding; DNA-binding transcription activator activity, RNA polymerase II-specific
Source: RefSeq, a predicted model, not a curated record
UUAAGACGCGCUCUGUUACGUUGUGUUGUUAAUCGUGUGCUAAAAAAAAUUGUGUAUAAUUUAUCUAAAAAAAAAAUAGUGAAACACGUCAUUUAAUAUUUACAUUUGGUUAAGUGAAACGAAACUAUUAAAAUAGAAAUAAGCGUUCUGAAUUCAAAAACAGAAUUUAGUUAGCAGUGUUCAAAUUUUUGCUGCGCUGAAAAAAUUAAUAAGUGAUAUAUUCAUAUAUCAAGCGGAAAACGAAGUGAAAAGCGAGUGAGAAAAUGACUAUGCAAAGACCUGUGAAACAAGUGUAUAAAAUUAGUGUAUCAGUGUUGAAACUAUCACACAUAAGGACACAUAGCAUGUGUUGUCACGUUUUCUGACAGUGACUGUCAUUCUGACUUGAUUUGUAAGUCUGUACAUAAGUUAGGUACUCGUAUAAUAAUAAACGAAGACUGAAGCCAUUCCAUUUGUAUGUAUAUAUAUAGUGAAACUAAUACCAAAAAUCAAGACUGAAUAUAAAAAUAAAUAAUACUCAUCAUUCCAACUGAAUAAACAUCAAAAAUAAAAGAAAGCCAAGAAACUGAUAUUUAUUUACGGCGCCAUCUAUCCGCGACACGUGGAACUGACAAGUGGAAUUAACGCCAUCUGUUAUUAACAACCGUAAAACUGUCGGAGAUGGUAGAAGACACGUCGCACAAUGGACAGAAUGACAGAGUCUCGGCGGCUGCUGUCCUACAAUUUGCUGCAAGAGAAGCAAGAGAGGGGAGGAGAUUUGCUGAGUUUGGUGCGCAUGCGUUCGCCAGCAUCACAUACAAUGCUUACGCAGCUUUGGGAGACAUGGGUGGAAGCGGGACCAGCUCGGGGUCGUCCCACCUGUCCCCGGGCUGGCAGGUCAACGACCUCGACCUUGACCUCACCGGCGAGUUGGCCAUGAAUGACGCGCUGCUGUCUUCGCUGCCAUCCCUGGCCGUGUUCAAGCAGGAAGCGCCGUCCCCCACCGGCGCCGUGGUGUCCCCCCCGCGCCGCAUGUGGCCCAGGAGGGACGACAGACAGAUAACCAAUAUGGCGGUGGACGGGACGGAGCGAGAGGCGAUAGACGACGGCUGUCACCAGUCACCGACAAUGAUGGGACAACACGCAGGAAGCCCCGAGAACAUGCAGUGCCAGGCCAUUCCUUCAAACUCUUUGAUGCCAAUGAAUGGAUACCACUCACCGAACCAGGAAAAUAAAAACGCUGGUCUCCUGAUGUGUUCUCCAGUGAGCUCCUUGGAUGGUUUCCUGCAUUCACCAGCCACACAGCGCUCUGAACCCAGCUUCAAGGAUGACACCAGAUUCCAAUACGUAUUGGCAGCAGCGACCUCUAUCGCCACAAAACAGAACGAGGAAACUCUCACGUAUCUGAACCAGGGUCAACCCUACGAGAUCAAACUGAAGAAGCUCGGCGACCUGUCGCAUUACAAGGGCAAGAUUCUGAAGAGCGUAAUAAAGAUAUGCUUCCACGAGCGUCGUUUGCAGUACAUGGAGCGGGAGCAGAUAUCGCAGUGGCACGCGGAGAGGCCCGGCGAGAGAAUCGUAGAGGUGGAUGUACCGCUCUCGUACGGGGUGAUCAGAGUGGAGCAACCCGCGUCUCUCAACUCGCUGCAUGUGUUCUGGGACCCCACCAAAGACGUCGGUGUUUAUAUCAAGGUGAACUGCAUAUCAACAGAAUUCACGGCGAAGAAACAUGGUGGCGAGAAAGGAGUCCCCUUCCGGAUCCAAGUGGAGACGUACCUGGCCAGUGAGGACGCGAGACUGCACGCCGCCGCCUGCCAGAUCAAGGUAUUCAAACUGAAAGGCGCGGACCGCAAACACAAGCAAGACAGGGAGAAGGUGCUCCGGAGACCGCGCGCUGAGCUGGACAAGUACCAGCCCGGCUGCGAGUCCACCGUGCUCACCACGUUGUCCAAUGACGCGUUGAUGCCACCACCAUCGCUUGUGACAACAUCGCCACCGUACUCCCCCGAAUUAUGUGUGACUCCAAAGAGUGUUGCGAGCUCUCAUUUGGUCAACACCAAGCCUGUCUUGCCACAGCCUGCCGUCCUUGCCUCUACAAAUCAGAUGAAACCACUAUAUUGUCAAGAUGGCGGGGAGAUGAAAGUGACUAGUCCCCCGUGUCACUCUCCAGGCGCCAUCUUGCCGGACCUGCCUCAGCCAGCCGAAGACCCCGACAAGAACUCCGGUCUAUCGAAGGAGGCGACGUCGAGUGAGACACAGGCGUGGCUUGCGCGCCACCGAUUCACGCAGUACGCGGCCACGCUCGCCAACUUCUGCGGCGCCGAUCUGCUCAGAUUGACACGAGAUGACAUCAUACAGAUAUGCGGGCUCGCGGACGGGAUCCGUCUGUUCAACGCGUUGCAUGCCAAACGCAUCGAGCCCUGGCUGACGGUGUACGUGUCCCCGGCCGGCAGCGCGGAGUACAGCGCGCUGUAUCUGCAGUCCGCGCGCGCGCGCGAGCUCACGUGCAAGCUGCGCGCGCUGCAGCCCGCGCGCAAGGAAUGCGAAACAGUGCUGGUGGCAGGACCGAACGGAGCUCGAGUGAGACUAACAGAUGAAUUGGUCAGACAUCUUCCGGACAACUCCACUUACAAGCUCGAGAACAUUGAAGACAAUAAGGCUCUUCUUUUGUGUGCUACAAGCUGUAAUAGUGCUGUGUAAACAUCAUAUAAUAUUUUUAAGUACUCCUGAAGGUAGUUCGUCAAAAGUAUGUUUGAGCUCUUGGACUAUCCACCAUUCGAGAGAAAAUGGAGGCAACAAAGCACUGUUGUGUGCUACAAGCUGUUAUAACGCUGUGUAAACGUCAUACGUUUGACGUACUGCUCAAGAAAGUUCGUCAAAUCGGACUACUAGCUCUUGGACAAAUCAAACUUUCAUCGGGAGCGGGAGUAAAUCAAGGCAAAAAAGCACAAAAAGCUUACUUAACACAGCAUAAAAAGCUGUGUAAACGUCAUAGAACAGUGACGUACUGAUGAAUAACUAAUUUGUCAAGUCUAGCUCUUGGACUAUCCAACUAUAUUCAAGAGAAAAUUGAGAUAAAUAAAGCCACGUGGCUUAACGCUUUGUUGUGCGCUACGAGCUGUCACAAUGCUGUGUAAAUGUCAUAAUCGUUUGACGUAUGUACUGCUGAAGGAACUUCGUCAAACCAAAAGUCUGUUUCAGACUACUAGCUCCUGGACUAAUCUAUAAUCGGGAGAAAGAGCUACCAAAAAAAUAAUUUUCUGAAACAAUGGUACAUCAUUCCCUGAUAAUCCUCGGAUCAAAGGAAAUAAAGGAUAUACUCGUAUAUAUUGCCGUGAAUAUAAUUUCUAUAUUUUUGUAUGGACAUAGUAUGUUGUGAGGACCGUCGCUACUAACUGUUCAUCUCAUUUUUUGUAUUAUCUUUAGAUCAUAGAAUCACAGGAGUAAGGAACAGAGGCAAAGUUUAAUAAAAUAGGCUAUUUGACAUUAUUGAUGCUACAAAUUGUGGUCAUCCUAUUAGUUAAUAGCUUAAUUAAGCAUAUUUCGUUUUUAUUUAGAUUAAUUUAUGUGUGUAUUUGGCGUAAUAAAGGAAAAUAUAAUAUUUCACGUAAUAUAACAUUUCAAUAACUAGAUGUUGCCCGGCGCUUCGCUCCCGUGAGAGUUUUGAGAUGUCCAUUUUUAAUGGUGAAAUAAUUUUUGAAAUCGGUUCGGUAGUUUCGGAGAUUACCCGCGUUACAUCGUGACAGAGGCAACUUUCUAUAAGAAAGUUGCCUCUGUUACGAUUCCUUACUCCUGUGAUAGAAUUUUGUGAGAAGCUCUUAGAAAACACAAUUUAGUCAUAUAAUGACUUGAUUAUGAAAUAUAUUACUUAUUUUUGACUUUAACGAAAAAACCUAUAUCAAAGUGAUUUUGAUCCAUAUUAAUUUUUCUUUCUUUUGAAAAUCUUUUUUCUUUUUUCUUUUCUUUUUUUUGAAAAUCGCAGUUAAAAAUUAUCUUUUAUUUAUUCAUUAUACUUUUAUGAAGUCUGUAAUGGGUACAAUAGAACUAGAUGUUACAUAUUUAGAUAUUUAGAUUUGUAUAAUGUAUAACCCGUUAAGCAUUUAUAUUCUGAUUAAAGCGAUACCAGCUCAGUGUUAAAAGAUGAUUUUGAAAUAAAACACGCUAAAAUUGAAAAUCAAGUAGCUUUUUUGAAGGAUAGUAACCAGUAUAAUUAAUUAUCCACAACGAAGUUAUUGGGGUUCAAAAUUGGCCUGAAUAGCUUCGAGAAAGGAUGGUACGGCCGUCAUAUUAGUAGAUUUUAAUUUUGUGAUAUAUAUAUUUUUUACUAACGGCCCAUCCCGUCUGCUCGGGUAUAACCUUAAUAAAAAAGUAGCCUAAAUUACUCUUAAAGAUUUCGUCUAUCUCUAUGCCAAAUUUCUUCAGAAUUGGCCCAGUAGUUUAAUUUUAUAUUUUAUAGUUCAGGCAGCUAAAUUAGUAUUAAAACUAAAGUAUGGCAAACAGUCUUUACGCCAUACUUAGAAGUUUAGAUAUUAUUGUACCGAAAAAAAUAAAUUUGUGCCUUCGAAGUGUCAUAAGUAUUUGUUUAUGUGACGUCCCAUGGGUAAAUGCCUUAUGGUCGAUUUUAACCCCCCACUACAGAAGGAGGGGAGUUGUUAGUCUAAUGUGUCUGUAUCUGGUCCGUGGCGAUUUUGAUCUAGUUAUUUGGAAAACAAAUUUAAUAGGGAUUGUUCUUCGCUGUUUGGAAAAUGUGCGUUCAGCCGAUUGGAAACCGUCAGCUCUCUUCUAGCUGAUGAUGUUAGCAAAUUGGGAAUUAUGAAUUAUUAAAUUAUUAGUUUUUAAUAAUUUAAUAGAACCAUACAUGACAGCUUAACAACUAUCCAAAUCCACCCUUUAACCUUUCUUGUUGCAGAAAGCCGUAGAUAAUAAUAGAUUAAAGAAUCUCUUUUCGCGAUGUAAUAUUUUCCAUUAUAAUUAAGCUGAAUGUAUAAGAAGACAUAUACUUUCUGUAUUAGGCAAAAUUAAAGAGUAGAACGUUACUCAAAACAAUAGAUACAAGAGGUAAUAUAUUGGCCAUCUACGAUACGAUAUUGUGAAUUGUGUCGUAGAUGGCCAAACAUAUGUUUUAUGUUGUGCAAUAAAUAAGGUUUAAGUAAAUAAAUUUCAGAAACACACAUAAAGACUCAAAAAAGGGUCUGAAGCAGAAUGGGCGCUUCGCAAAAUGGGAAUUUCGCAAAAUGUGCACUUUUCUAGGAUACUUUACUUUACCCUCCAUAGAGGUACCUUUACUAGUGGAACAUCACAUAUAAAAAAAUAUAUAAUACUUAAUAUACAUUUAACAGUGGCAAAUAUUAUGUCGGACAUAGUCGGUUGUUAUAAAGCCAAAGGCUUUCACAUUAUAAUUUUACCAAAUGAUAUUUUUUUUCCUAGGCUAUCAUAGGUUAUUAAUGUUAUUUAUUAAUAUCUAUUACGAAAGUUUUUUUGGGAUAAGUUUUUUAGCCGAAGUGUUUAUUUAGGCCGUGCUCGCACGAAUAUUGUCAAGAAUAGUAUCGAUUACGGCAAAAUUUGUAUCGAUUGAAUAGUUCGUUAGAGGCGCUGUUAAUUUUCUAUAUAAAUUUCGUCGAUGGCGAUACUCGCAAAAGCUCGUGCCCCGGUACCAAUUAAAAUCUUAAAAAACUUUUUAAUAUAUGAUUAGUUUAGUUUGUAAUAGUAUUUUUUUAUCAACUUGAGAUAUUGCAAUAAUACCGAGAAAUAUAUAACAAAAACUCCUUUUUACAUCACUAGAGAUCGCAAAACUCGGUAGGGGUAGGUUAUGAUGCAUAUUAUUUUUUCUGACAAAUUGUUAGAUAUCUAGAUUACAUCAUUAAUGUGUUGUUAUAAUUUAAGAGUGUUACGACUAAAAAUAUACUAAAACUCAUCUCCGUUAUUGUGACAUUUUGAGUAACUGACAUUCUGCAUCUAUUUGAUCCAACUGCGAUCUCUGGUCAUUUGUCAUGUAUCCUAUCAAAUACAAUAUGUUAUAUUGUUGUAUUUUGUGUUGAGCAAUAUUUAUUUAGCAGAUUAAUUUGACAAAGAAACAAACCUCUUGAAAGAUCAGUUUGGGAUUAGACAAAGUAUCAAAAUAGAAGUAUGCACAGUUUUAUGAUAUAAUACUUGAAAUUAUUACUUUACAAACUAGCACUAGCAACCCGUCCUUGCUUCGCUCGGGUAAAACCAUAAUAAUAAAUAAUACACCUAUAUCUUCAACUUGAAUCACGAACGAAGCGUCGUUCGCUUAGAUCUUUAAAACUACUCUAACCUAUUUAGAUGCGGGUUUUUAAAAUAGAUAUUGUGAUUUCUGAGGAAGAUUUAGGUGUACAAUUAUCAUAAUAUCAUCAUAAUAAAAUAUAAGGGACGGACCGCCAGUGAAUUAUAAUUGACUCAAUCAAAUGUUUUUUGCAUUUGGCUUGUUUCUUUGGGAAAUUUCAUGCUAAAAACGCUAUAAAAAUUGUAGAAUUUUCAUGAAUUAUGUAUGUCAAUAUAGGGACUGUAUGCCUUUAAAAGUGCCUUCCGCGCGUGUUGCCCCUACGGAGUAUAUAGUAUUACGGUAUUUUUUUUAAGAACUGUACACUUGUAUAUGCUAUUAGUUAGAAUAGUUUGUAGUCAAAAUAAAUUUAUAUAAUCUUA